Molecule: messenger RNA, 1152 nt
Organism: Hansenula anomala
Lineage: Eukaryota; Fungi; Ascomycota; Saccharomycetes; Phaffomycetales; Wickerhamomycetaceae
Gene: CLG1
Product: Clg1p
Exons: 1
Coding region: 1-1152 (383 amino acids)
Biological process (GO): regulation of cyclin-dependent protein serine/threonine kinase activity
Cellular component (GO): nucleus; cyclin-dependent protein kinase holoenzyme complex
Molecular function (GO): cyclin-dependent protein serine/threonine kinase regulator activity; protein kinase binding
Source: RefSeq, a predicted model, not a curated record
AUGUCUGCAAUCUACAGUUAUCAACCAUAUCAACCGGUUGAUCAACAUCGCCAUCACUCAGGCGGGUACUAUCAACCAACUGUUGCUUCAAAUGGUUAUUAUCAAGGUCAGUACAUUCCACAAAAUGUCGCUGCUCCAAUGUAUCAUCAUCCUCAACCACAAGCUCCAGUUAUGCAACAUCAAAUUUAUGCCCAACCACCAGCUAUGGCUGCUCCUGCUGUUAAUCCUUAUAUGCAAGGAAAUGCUUAUGGUUAUAACAAUACCAAUGCAUACUAUCAAGUUCCUCAACAACAACAAUAUGCUCAACCUCAACAACAACAGCAACAACAAGAACAACAAGGGGAACACGCGGUCACUGGUGGUGUUUCUUCAGUCUUGGAUUAUGACUUGAGUGCCAUGUCUAAAUUUGCAACUUAUCUGGCUUUCAGACUGUUUGCUAGAUCUGAUACUGAAAACACAAAAUUUGUUUCAUCAUUAAAAUCAGUUUUGAGUGCUACAAGAUUACCAUUAUCAUCAUUGAUAUUAGCUAACUAUUACAUUUUGCAAAAAUAUGAAUUAGAUCCAGCUUCUUUCAAUAAUAGUGCUGAUGAAUUGAUUUAUCAAAAUGUUGUUAUCUCUUUGGUUUUAGCUAAUAAAGCUAAUGACGAUAAUACUUUUAUCAAUAAAUCAUGGGCUGCUGCUACUGGUUUGAGUGUCAAAUUAAUCAAUGUUCUGGAAGCUAAUUGGUUGAAUUUACUUGAUUGGAAGUUACAUGAUGUUCAAAUGGAGAAGUAUGAUGAAUUAAUGUUACAAUUCAACAGAUACUCUAAAGGUAAUACUACUCCUCAAAGAUCUUCAAGAUAUGUUCGUGAUCCAAUUUCACCAAUCUUGCCUUCAUCAUCUCAAUCUCCAAGAGAUAAUUCCCCAUCAAGAUUUAAUAAUUAUUCCUCAACAAAUUGGUACAGUGAAUACACUGCAACAACUCCAACACCAUAUUCAUAUGAGGGUUUCGCUCCAUCAUCAUAUGGUCAUCAGAAGAGCUAUUCAUUCAAUGAACCUGAGUAUUGCUCCAGAACGGGUUCAUACCAAAAGAUGAUGUAUUGCACAUGUCGUUAUUGUUCAACUCCUCCAAGAAGUGUUGAUUGGUCAUAUAAUGUUGCAGCUGCUUGUUGA